AUGGGGUGGUCUGUACUGGUGGUGUCUGUCUUCCUGUCUUUCGCCGUAGCAGAAGAUCUUCUGACGGCGCCUAAAAAUUGCAAGGAAACAUGUAUAACCAAGUUCGAUGGAGCUGAAGAGGAUGCUUGCUCCAGAGGAUGUACCGUCGCUAAUAUGCAUUUGCCAUCACAAAUGCCAACUUGUGAACAAUCUUGUAGCGAUACCUACAAAUCGGAUGUAAAGUUGGUGUCUGCUUGCAAAGUGGGCUGUGAAACAAAUGCUCAAUCAUCUAUUAAUAUUGAAGUCCUGCCAUUCUCAAGCUUCUUUGGAACUUUCUUCGACAGAAUCCGUCAAUUAUUGGGAGGUGUAACUGAUGGUCCUGAUACUAGUGUGGAUACUAAAACUAAUAGCGUUGACAGCGAUACUGACCCUGAUUCCGGUAACCGUGUCGUAAUAUCACGCGUUCGCAUAUUCCAUAACAUUGUUCCAAUUGACACACAAGAAAAUCCAUUUGAAUCACCAUUCAAUAUGAAGCCAUUCUUCAAUUUACAAGACAUAAUUCCACAAAAUAAUGAUGUCUACUAUAAAAACCCAAGAAGUAACGAAAAGAAUAUUUUCCAUUUUCGUGCUAUCCACAAUGAGGAUGAAUCAAACUAUCAAGAAGGGCAGCCUACAACUGCCGCAAGGGUUACUUACUUCUUCAGGCAUAUUAUGUUCCGACCACUUUUGUUGCCACUACUUAUUGCACUGUUGCUCGUUAUACUCUUAUUGAUGGUUAAACUUACUAUUCACGCUUGUCGUUUGCGCGAACAUCGGCACAUAGAGUAUACUCGUUUGCCGACGUAUAUUGAAGCAGUAAAUGUGAAGGUUCCAUUGUAUGAUGAUGGAAUGAAAACUGAGAAGUCCUAUGAGAAAGCCCCGAUCGAUGCUUAA
Molecule: messenger RNA, 912 nt
Organism: Trichobilharzia regenti
Lineage: Eukaryota; Metazoa; Platyhelminthes; Trematoda; Strigeidida; Schistosomatidae
Source: the annotation of a GenBank genome assembly